AGAAAUUUAUAAUAAUUAUGGUCCAAAGGUGCGUAAUUUUGAUUAAACAUUUUUAUUAAAGAUUUUAUAUUAAAAAAGUUUUCUUUUUCUCUUAAUUUCUCUUAAAAGUCAAAUAGAGAAUUAUUAAUUGCUUAUGGAUUUUGUAUUAAAGAUAAUCCGGAUGAUUGGGUAAUGAUCAAAUUAAAUUUUGAUCAAGAUCCUGAUAAGGAUGAAAAAUAUGAAAUUUUAGAAAUUACUGAUUCUUUAGAUUUUACUCAUUUUAUUAAAAAAGAUUCUAUUCCAGAUAAAUUAUUAUCUCAAUGUAGAAUUAUUGAAUUAAAUUAUUUAGAAACAAUUUAUUUUCAACAAAAUUUUAAAAAUUCUUAUCAAGAAAGAGGAAAUGAUUUAUUUAAUUUUGUCGGUUAUAGAAAUGAAAUUUCUAUGCUUGAAAUUUUAUUGAUGUUAUUAAAUAGAAAGUUGAAUACCAUUAUAGUUAAUGAACAAAACCAAGUUAAUCAAGAUGAUGAAUUAUCACUUCACGUUAAAAUUUUUAGAGAUGAUCAAAAAGAAAUCUUGAAGAGUGUUAUAUCAAAGAUACAAUCUCUUGAAUUAAAGGUUCUUUCUCGUGCUUUGGAUGAUUUUAAAGAAAAUAGGCUAUCUAAACCACCUUUCUUAUUUAACAACACAAUAAAUGAAUUUAUUAUGGAUAACUCAUUAUUAUUCGAAAAUAAUAAUAAUGAUUACUUUGAAAUUAAAGAAAAUUUAUUAGAUUCUUUAUUAAUAACUUCGGAUAAAGCAAUGAAGAUGGAUCAAGAAUUUUCAAAAGUUAUUCACAAUAUAUUUGAUGAUGAACUUUUGGAAACUGAAGAUGAUAUAGUAUUAAUAUUAUUUUUAAUUCAUGAAAGUAAUAAUAAAAAUUCAUAUUGGAAAAAUUUCUUUGAUGCGGUAAAAGAUUAUAAAUUUGUUUUGAUGAAUGAUGGAGAUGAAAAACAAAAAUUACAAGAAUUGAACGAAUUUUAUGAAAAUUUAUCACAAUCAAUAUUUUCCAAUGAUUUACCUAAUGAUUUAUUUUCAAAAGAAAUUUUUACCUUUGAAAAUUUUGUUUGGGCAUCAAAUUUAUUAGAUAGUUUUCAGAUUAAUUUGGAAAAUAAGAGGGGUAAAAAAUUUUUAGGGAUAAUGCCAUUGUAAUUAUUGUAAUAUUGUAAUCUUUUUUUUUUAAUAAAAUAAAAAAGUAACUUGUAUUAGUGAAUAGUGAUAUUCCCAAAAUUGAU
Molecule: messenger RNA, 1250 nt
Organism: Rhizophagus irregularis DAOM 181602=DAOM 197198
Lineage: Eukaryota; Fungi; Glomeromycota; Glomeromycetes; Glomerales; Glomeraceae
Source: RefSeq, a predicted model, not a curated record